GGGGGGUGCUCCUCGGCUCAGGAUGCGGGCCUAGUAGUGCCGCCGCCGGGACUCUCCCACAUCCGCUGUCAAAAACCCGGGAUUUGCCUCAUUUGGGGGGCAAAAUGAAGGCGAGGAGACUCUCCCUGAUGGUGGUCGACAUCGGAAUGGGAGGAACGAUGCCAGCAUGAGUGGGCCACAUGCAGGCCCAAGCCAGACCUCGAGCUACACUUUGACGGCUGCCCGUGACCUCUCCCACAACAAUAACCCCCGCCCGACAAUGUCCGCCGCCUCCUCCCUGCAACGUGUCUACGGCUUUGCGCAACGGGACCCGUCCCCCCCGUCCUCCACCUACAGCCCCCUAAGGAGACUGCAGCAUCUCACCACCAUGGUCAGCCAGCCUGACCUGGUCCUGCCGGCCCAGCCGGUUAAGAGCUGGGAGUGGGCCUCGAGUCAGAAGGAGCCGGAGCAGGACUCCUGGGACGGUUGCAGGGAUUAUUGUGGUGCCCCCCUCGCAAGGAGAGAUGAGAAACAACCCGAAGUCCAACGCGAUGGAUCUAAAGAUGCGCCGUCAGCUAGCUGUAGCAGUCCUAGCACGUCUGAGAGGAAAACCGACGGUUGUUUCUCGUGUCCUCCGAGUCCAGCCUUCUCUCUGGAUAGCAACAGCCCGUUUGCAAAUGGCCUACUUCACUUUGAGUCGUCCUUGUUCGAAGAUGAGGACAACCACGAUGAAGAGCAGCAGGAGACUUUCCCCACCAUUACAGACUCGUACAACAAACACGAAACAGCAGGGAAUGAGAUCCAAUCCAUCCCUGCAGACUCCAAGGAUACAAAGGUUUCAUCAGCAAAGGUCAUCACUCGAUCCCAGUCGUCAGGGGUGCGACGAAGGUACUGGGAUGGUUCCGAGGAUGAAUGGGAAAGCGACACCGAGCUCUUUCUGUUCGGAGAUAGCCCCUCCAGGCAUUUUAAGAGUGACCUGAAAAGAACUUCCGUGCCACCUGUGAAAUUUUUAGAGGGCGAACUCAUUUGGGCAAAGUUCAACCGACGGCCGUGGUGGCCCUGCGAGGUGAUCGUUGACCCUGCGUUAGGAGUCUAUCACAGGGUCAAAGAGCCCAGCGAUCGUCCCUGUCGCCUCUACCAUGUCAGGACAUUUGGGGAGCCAGAGGAGCAAGCCUGGGUGGAAGAUAAAUCAACUCAUAUCUUCCAUGGAGGCUUUCAGUUCGAACAGCUUGCUCAACUGCGUCGGAAGGGAAAGCAAAGGGCGCACAACCACAAAUACACUAUUGCUAAACGCUUUGAGGCGUCUUGGCAGUCCAGUGUGGAUGAAGCUGAAAUUAUUCUCCAGCAGAGACCCAACAUAGUCUCUUUGUCCAUAGACGAUGCCUUCCAGGACAGUUCCUCGGCAGUAAAAAAGGCCUGUCCUCCGGGUUCUCUUUCCAUGUUGCCCGUCUCCAAUCUUCCAGAAAUUUCGCACACGAUAAGUGGAUCACUAACUUCCCUGACGGCAUCAUCCCCAGUAGAAACACAAACUACGCAUGGCACUUUAAAAAAAUCAUCUGGCAUGAGGAAAGAAGGUGACUCAUCAAAAAAGUCAAAAAAGAUCCCAUGUAAAAAUCCAUCAGAUAGGAAUGUAGAGUGCCCUUAUUCAGAUCUUGACUCUGUCCCUAAGAUUUUGUGUCCUAAAGCACUUGAACGUCAGUCUAAAUUGACUCAACCAGCGGCUAAUGUCGCCAAGGAGGAAAAGAAACAACCUGAGAUGCAAAGUGGUCUGUGGUUCAGCAAAUCAGGUAAAGACAGACGACCAAAAACUGUUGAUCGUACCGUUUUUACAAAGGUGCUCGGUAAGAAAAAGACCCCUGUUGCUAGUAAAAACCUAGUGGUUCCUGGUGGUCCUGCCUUGAGUCCUGCACCAGGUGACCAGUCUCAGUUGGUACUUAAAACAAAGAUUGUACCUGAGAAGUUGCAGUAUAUUGUCUCUAAAAACAUCACUGCUGCUAAUACAACUUUUGGAAGUCCUGCUGAACUUUUGUCACAAAAGCAAGAGUUAUUGGAUUCUUCUGACCCCCAAGAAUUGUCGCGACAGCAGGAUUCCAUGGAUUUUUCUCGACCUGAAGGAUUUCCACACAAGCAGGAACCCAUAUAUUUUUCUGGGUCUCAAAUAUUUCCACAAAAGCAGGAUUCCAUGGAUUCCUGUGGGCCUCCUAAAUUGUCUAAGAGUCAGGAGUCUGCAGGUUCUUUUGGAACUCAAGGUUUCUUAAAAAAGUUGGAGUUAGUUGAUUCUUUGGACUCCUGCAUAUUAUCUCAAAAGCAGGAGGCUAUGGGUUCUUUGAAACCUCUAAGAGUGUCACAAAAGCAAGAGUUGGUGGAGCCUUCUAAGCCUCGAGGAUUAUCUCAAAAGCAGGAGUCUGUAGCUUCUACAACAUCACAACUACCGUCACAGAAGGAAACAGUGGAUUCUUUUGGACCUCAAAGACCGUCACAAAAGCAGCUGUCUGUGACUUCUUCUGGAGCUCGAGAAUUGUUACAAACACAGAAAUCUGUAGAUACUUCUGAUCUUCGAGGACUGUUACAGAUGCAGAAGUCCAUUUCUUCUGGAUCUCGACGAUUGUCACAGAAGCUGGAGUCAGUGGAUUCUUUUAAACCUCAAGGAUUGUCACAGAAAGACAAAUCUGUGGAUUAUUCUGAUCUUCUAGUAUUGUCUAAAAAGCAGGAGUCAGUGGGUUCUUCUAAAUCUCAAGAAUUAUCACAGACAGAGAAGUCAAUUAAUUUGUUUGAUUCUCAAGGAUUGCCUAAAAAGCAGGACGAUUCUUCUAAACCUCUGGGAUUGUCAGAAAAGGAGAAGUCCAUGGAUUAUUUUCAUCCUCAAGGAUCGUUAAAAAAGCAGGAUUCAGUGUUUUUUACUAAACCUCGAGAAUUGACACAGACCGAGAAGUCCUUGAAUUCUUCUGAUCCUCGAGUAUUGUCUAAAAAGCAGGAGUCAGUGGAUUCUUCUAAACCUCAAAAAUUGUCACAGACAGAGAAGUCAAUUCACUUUUUUGAUUCUCAAGGAUUGUCUAAAAAGCAGGAGUCUGUGGAUUCUUCUAAACCUCGGAGAUUGUCACAGAAGGAAAAGUCCAUGGAUGAUUCUGACCCUCAAGGAUCGUCUAAAAAGCAGGAGUUAGUGGAUUCUAAACAUCGAAGAUUGUCAGAGAAGGACACGUCCAUGGAUUCUUUUUAUCCUCAGGGAUCGUUUAAAAAGCAGGAAUUAUUGGAUUCUACUAAACCUCAAGGAUUGUCACAGAAGGAGAAGUCUGUUAAUUCUUCUUAUCCUCGAGGAUUGUCUAAAAAGCAUGAGUCAGUGGAUUCUUCUAAACCUAGAAGAUUGUCACAGAAGGAGAAGUCCAUGGAUUAUUCUGAUCCUCAAGGUUCGUCUAAAAAGCAGAAGUCAUUGGAUUCUUCUAAACCUCUAGGAUUGUCACAGAAGGAGAAGUCCAUGAAUUCUUCUGAUCCUCAGGGACUAUCUAAAAAGCAGGGGUAUGUGGAUUCUUCUAAACCUCGGGGAUUGCUACAGAGGGAGAAGUCCAUGGAUGAUUCUGAUCCUCAAGGAUCAUCUAAAAAGCAGGAGUUAGUGGAUUCUACUAAACCUCUAGGGUUGUCAAAGAAUGGGAAGUCCAUGGACUAUUCUUAUCCUCAAGGACUGUCUAAAAAGCAGGAUUCAGUGGUUUCUACUAAACCUCGAGAAUUGACACAGACCGAGAAGUCCAUGAAUUCUUCUUGUCCUCGAGGGUUUUCUAAAAAUCAGGAGUCAGUGGUUUCUUCUAAACCUCGAGUAUUGACACAGACCGAUAAAUCUGUGAAUUCUUCUUAUCAUCAAGGAUUGUCUAAAAAGCAGGUGUCCGUGGAUUCUUCUAAACCUCAGGGAUUGUCACAGAGGGAGAAGUCCAUGGAUUAUUCUGAUCCUCAAGGAUCACCUAAAAAGCAGGAGUUAUUGGAUUCUUCUAAACCUCGAGGAUUGUCACAGAAGAAGAAGUCCAUGGAUUAUUCUGAUCCUCAAGGAUUGUCUAAACAUCAGGAGUCUGUGGAUUCUUCUAAACCUAGAAUAUUGUCACAGAAGGAGAAGUCCAUGGAUUUUUCUGAUCCUCAAGAAUUGUCUAAAAAGCAGGAGUCUGUGGAUUUUCCUAAACCUAGAAAAUUGCCACAGAAGGAGAAGUCCAUGGAUUAUUCUGAUCCUCAAGGAUUGUCUAAAAAGCAGGAGUCUGUGGAUUCUUCUAAACCUAGAAGAUUGUCACAGAAGGAGAAGUCCAUGGAUUUUUCUGAUUCUCGAGGAUCGUCUAAAAAGCAGAAGUCAUUGGAUUCUUCUAAACCUCUAGGAUUGUCACAGAUAGAGAAGUCCUUGAAUUCUUCUGAUCCUCAAGAAUUGUCUAAACAUCAGGAGUCUGUGGAUUCUUCUAUACCUAGAAUAUUGUCACAGAAGGAGAAGUCCAUGGAUUUUUCUGAUCCUCAAGAAUUGUCUAAAAAGCAGGAGUCUGUGGAUUUUCCUAAACCUAGAAAAUUGCCACAGAAGGAGAAGUCCAUGGAUUAUUCUGAUCCUCAAGGAUUGUCUAAAAAGCAGGAGUCUGUGGAUUCUUCUAAACCUAGAAGAUUGUCACAGAAGGAGAAGUCAAUGGAUUUUUCUGAUUCUCGAGGAUCGUCUAAAAAGCAGAAGUCAUUGGAUUCUUCUAAACCUCUAGGAUUGUCACAGACAGAGAAGUCCUUGAAUUCUUCUGAUCCUCAAGGAUUGUCUAAAAAGCAGGAGUCAGUGGAUUCUUCUAAGCCUCGAGAAUCGUCACAGACAGAGAAAUCCAUGAAUUCUUCCUAUCCUCGAGGAUUGUCUAAAAAGCAGGAGUCAGUGGAUUCUUCGAAACUGCUAGGAUUGUCACAGACAGAGAAGUCCAGGAAUUCUUCUGAUCCUCAAGAAUUGUCUAAAAAGCAGGAAUCUGUAGAUUCUUCUAAACCUCGGGCAUUGUCACAGAAGGAGAAGACCAUGGAUGAUUCUGAUCCUCAAGGAUCAUCAGAAAAGCAGGAGUUAGUCAAUUCUAUUAAACCUCUAGGAUUGUCAAAGAAAGAGAAGUCCAUGGACUAUUCUUAUCCACAAGUAUUGUCUAAAAAGCAGGAUUCAGUGGUUUCUUCUCAACCUCGAGAAUUGACACAAACCGAGAAGUCCAUGAAUUAUUCUUGUCCUCGAGGGUUUUCUAAAAAGCAGGAGUCAGUGGUUCCUUCUAAAACUCGAGUAUUGACACAGACCAAUAAGUCUGUGAAUUCUUCUUAUCCUCAAGGAUUGUCUAAAAAGCAGGUGUCCGUGGAUUCUUCUAAACCUCGAGGAUUGUCACAGAAGGAGAAGUCCAAGGAUUAUUCUGAUCCUCAAGGAUUGUCUAAAAAGCAGGAGUCAGUGGAUUCUUCUAAGCCUCGAGAAUCGUCACAGACGGAGAAAUCCAGGAAUUUUUAUUACCCUCAAGGAUUUUCUAAAAACCAGGAGUCAGUGGAUUCUUCUAAAGCUCGAGGAUUGUCACAGAAGCAGGAAUCUGUAGAUUCUUCGGAACCUCGAGGACUGGUACAGAAACAGCGACCUAUAAGUUUUUUGGAACCCAGGGUGUUAUUAAAAAAGCAGGAGUACAUGGCUUCUUUAACAUCCCAAGGUUUGUCACAGAAGCAGAUGUCUAUGGUUUCUUCUGAUCCUCAAGGAUUGUCUAAAAAGCAGGAGUCAGUGGCUUCUUCUAAAUUACGAGUAUUGUCACAGAAACAAGAAUUUGGAUCUCGAGGACUGUCAAAGGAGGAAGCGUCCAUAGAUUAUUCUGAAUCUAAUGGGUUUUCACAAAAUCAGGAGUCUGUGACUUCUUCUGGACCUCAAAAAUUGUCCCACAAGCAGAAGUCUGUGACCGGUUCUGAACUUCAAGGGCUGUCACAAAAGCUAGAGUGUGUGGAUUCUCACAGACCACCUGAGAAGGGUGACUGUUUAAGAGGUAGGCAGGUUAUCUCUGAUUUUACAGAUUCAAUUACUGGCAAACAGUCUAAUCCAACAAGUAAUGCACAUGUGAAAAAGACCAGCAAGAAGACCACUGACAAGAAUAACAGUCAAAAUGAACAUUGUAAAGUGAGGGCCAUUAAAAAGGUUGUUGUACCCAGUUCUAACCAGACAAAAGAAUCAACAGCUCAGCUGGCAAAAAUGGACCUUCAAAGAGCUCUGAUCUCCCAGUGUAAGAUGCCCUUUGUCAAAUUAAUUCGCAUAGACAUCAAGAGAAUCCUGAAUUCCAAGAUAACUAUUGGUCCCAAUGACCAGAUUUCAUACGCUAAAGGUAAAGAAACUUCAAAAGAGGCUGUUGCAGACCAAUCCUGUGAGUCGGAUGUAUUGGACAAAGUAGCAGAGGUUAAAGAAGAUAAAGUGGACAAAAGCACUUCCAGUGUAGACCGUUCAGAAUCAAAAACUAUGUUAGUGAAGGACUUGGAAGAAAUGGGGACGAUUGGUACGGCCAACAAAAUUUCUUCCGAACCUUCACAAAGCCCAAAGAAGCUAGAUACUUCUGUCUCAAUUGUGGCUCUUCUAUCCCCUCAGUUGGAGGGAGCUCUAGUAUCUGGCAGUGACCAGGGGCCCGAAGACCCAUCCUCUGAGACAACUGCCCUCCGAUUAAAGCCUGUCCAAGAGAAGUUGCCUGAAGUUACGCCACAAGAUCCACCUGCCCAUCUUCCAGCCAGUAAUGGGCUGAUGACGCGAGCUCUGAAGACCAUGAAAGUUCUGCAAAAGCAGAAACAUAGAAAAGCCAAGAGGAAAGCUGGGCACAAAGAUAUUUUACAUCAUAGCAAAAACCUGAUAGAGCCCUCUAAAAACACCACAAUUAUUUCAGAAAGCAAAUUAGACUUUAGCACCACCAAAGCAAAGUCCAAGUCUGAUCGUGAGGCUAAUGAUGAGGACACGGUUUCCAGCUGUAAUACACCGCCUUUGAUGUUCCAAGAUUCUGUUGGAGUCAAAAGUGAAGAGGAGGACCUUUCUCUUGCAUCGUCUCCAAUGGACUUCAUACCCCUUACUUCCAGCGUGAAGGCAAAAGAAUUGGAUCAGACAACUUUAUCUUCUCCACCCUCGCCAUUGUCUUUCGUGAGUACAUUGACAAAUGUUAAGGAGGUAUCUUUCCAGUCUUUGACAGAUAAGGCUAAUGGAAAAGCCCCCUCGUUCAAGCCAGACAUGAACUACAAAUUCAGCACUUUUCUCAUGAUGCUCAAAGAUGUGCAUGACACGCGGGAGCGAGAUGGUGCCCCUUUAGAACUGGAGAUUGGGCCACCAAGUGCACAUGUCAGGGAGGAGCCUUUGGUGAUGCCUGGCAUGGCUGCAGUUGUAGGCCUAGAUCGAGACAGGAAUGGUGAUCCAAGUUUUAGCCCGGGCAAACAAACAUAUUUGGAUGAGAGUCAUGUCUCAAAAGGACCUUCCAACAGAAGGAGCAGUUUCUCUUGGAUGAAGAAAAAAACUAACCGCAAAGUUCCUGGUCACUCUCAGAGGCCUGGACCCGGUUACCCGGGAGUAGGAUCCUUGCUAGGGAUGGACUUUUCCUCUGUACUGGAUUACUCCGCCAAGGUCCGGUCCCUGCUGGGUGAGCAGGCCUGCCAGUGGGAGGGUCAGGCUGGGAGCGAUGAGGGCAUGUUGAGGUGGAGCAGAGACUUCGGACAGAUGAACGACUUUGUUUCCGACCGCACAGAAGCCAAAUCUAGUUCCAGCUGCAACACUGGAGAAAGCGACGAUGCUUCAUCAGCACAUAAACGUAUUAGAAAACCAAGCAAGAGGCUUCUUGAAUGGACAGAAGAGUACGACCAGAUAUUCUCCUCGAGGAAGAAAAACAAAAAGCCUCUCCAGCCAUUUACAAUGGCCAACGAAGCACUUUUGCCCACGUCCGAAACGUCAGCACUGGAAAAGCACGCACUUGACCCCCCGUCCUUGAACGCACUUCCUGAGAUACAGACGCCCCCUCCGGAAGAAUUCACCCUCACCACGGAACUACAAGUUCCCAGCGCCGAAAACCCGUCUCGGCGGGAAGCACAGGUGCUUUCCAUCGACACUUUAACCCCGCCUCCCGAGGCCGAAGCUGAACCGCCGCUGUCUGAUAGCCCCGCCAAAGACGUCAGUGAGCCACAUGAUCCUUUGCUACAGAAGAAACGCAAGAGGAAACCCACUCCAAAGAUCCUGGAAUAUUGCCUUGAAUCGGAGGCCUCAGUGGGCCCUAAGAAGAAGGUCAAAACCGUGAAGAAUACUACUAGUCCUGUUCCUCAGGCCGCUCCUCCAGAUCUUGAUCCGCCAUCUUUGAAACUGAAAAGCAGGCAGCCCUCGUCGCCUUCGAGCCCGGAAGUCUCCACUUCUUCGCCCACUCCUUCCCUUUUGACACCAACCAGCACUCCAGUGGUACUGCCGCUACCUGAGCCAAUAGGGGCGGACCCUACAGCGGCAGACAUUGACGCUACUCAACUAGAAGACGCUAAAUACACUACAGAGUCCGAGGGUGAAGCCUCCAUGUUGGAUCAGAGCUUCUCCUCCACUAAAGACGACUCGUCGCUGUGUGAUGAUCCACUCGGGUCUGCCAGGAAGAUCAUCGGGGACAGAGGCGGCACUGCUUCCAUAAAGGAGAACGUGUGUCAGGUGUGUGAGAAGACCGGGGAGCUGCUGCUGUGUGAGGGUCAAUGCUGUGGAGCCUUUCACCUGGCCUGCAUCUCUCUGGCCGAGGCCCCUAAAGGAAAGUUUGUGUGCCCCGAGUGCAAAUCCGGUGUGCACACCUGCUUCGUGUGCAAGAAGCGCGGCGAGGACGUGCGCCGCUGCAUGAUCCCCAUCUGCGGCAAGUUCUACCACGGCGAGUGCAUCGCCGCCUUCGCCUCGACCGUGCCUGUCAACCGAGGCUUCCGCUGCUCCAUCCACGUCUGCCUCACCUGCUUUAUCGCCAACCCCACCAGUCCCUCCAUCUCCAAAGGUCAUCUCAUGCGCUGCGUGCGCUGCCCGAUCACAUACCAUGCCAACGACCUCUGCAUGGCGGCCGGCUGCGUGGUCCUAUCCAGCAACACCAUCAUCUGUCCCAACCACUUCGCGCCGCGGCGGGGUGUCAAGAACCACGAGCACGUCAACGUCAGCUGGUGUUUUGUUUGCACAGACGGGGGCAGUCUGUUGUGCUGCGAGUCCUGCCCCGCCGCCUUCCACCGCGAGUGUCUAAACAUUGAGAUGCCCAGAGGCAGCUGGUACUGCAACGACUGCAAGGCGGGGAAGAAACCUCACUACAAGGACAUCUUGUGGGUCAAGGUCGGACGCUACAGGUGGUGGCCUGCCGAGGUCAGCCAUCCCAAUACCAUCCCGGAGAACAUCCAGCGUAUGCGGCACGACGUGGGCGAGUUCCCCGUUCACUUCUUCGGCUCCAACGACUACCUGUGGACCUACCAGGCCCGAGUCUUUCCUUAUAUGGACGUGGACGCCAACAGCAAGGACAGGAUGGGAAAAGGUGUCGACGCCACCUACAGGAAAGCUCUGGAUGAUGCGGCGGUGCGAUUUCGCGAGCUUCAGGCCGAGAAAGAGCUUCUGCAGCUUCAGGAGGACAAAAAGAAUGACAGGAAGCCUCCGCCGUACAAACACAUCAAGGUGAAUCGACCAAUAGGAAAGGUUCAGAUCGUCACAGCCGACCUAUCAGAGAUUCCGCGCUGCAACUGCAAGGCCACUGACGAGAGCCCGUGCGGGAUGGACUCGGAGUGCAUCAACCGCAUGCUGCUGUACGAGUGUCACCCGCAGGUGUGCCCGGCGGGCGAGCGCUGCCUGAACCAGGCGUUCAGCAGGCGUCAGUACAGCCAGGUGGAGAUCUUAAGGACGCUGUCCCGGGGCUGGGGUCUCCGAUGCGUCCACGACAUCAAGAAGGGUCAGUUUGUGAGCGAGUACGUCGGGGAGGUGAUCGACGAGGAGGAGUGCAGGUGGAGGAUCAGACACGCCCAGGAACACGACAUAUGUAACUUCUACAUGCUGACUCUGGACAAGGACCGCAUCAUCGAUGCCGGGCCAAAAGGCAACGAGGCUCGCUUCAUGAACCACUGCUGCCAGCCCAACUGCGAGACCCAGAAGUGGACGGUGAGCGGAGACACGCGAGUGGGACUCUUCGCCCUGGUCGACGUCGCGGCGGGCACGGAACUCACCUUCAACUACAACCUGGAGUGUCUGGGCAACGGCAAGACGGUUUGUAAAUGCGGAGCGUCCAACUGCAGCGGCUUCCUCGGCGUCAGGCCAAAGAACAAUCCGCCAUCGGACGACAAAGGCCGCAAGCUGAAAAGGCGCAGUCACGGCAGGCGGAAGAAGAAGGUGGUGGUGACCAAAGAGAGGGAGGACGAGUGCUUCAGCUGCGGAGACGGUGGACAGAUGGUGUCCUGUAAGAAGCCCGGCUGUCCCAAAGUCUACCAUGCAGACUGUCUCAACCUCACCAGGAGACCAGCAGGACGCUGGGAGUGUCCUCGGCAUCAGUGCGACGUCUGCGGCAAGGAGGCGUCGUCCUUUUGCGAGAUGUGUCCGAACUCCUUCUGCGAGCGCCACCGCGAAGGUUUGCUCUUCGUAUCCAAGCUGGACGGGAAGUUGUCCUGCAGCGAGCACGACCCCUGCGGACCCGAGCCCUUGGAACCGGGGGAGAUCCGCGAGUACGACGCCCGGCCCGGGGGCUUGACGUCGGGCUUGGGAAUGGCCGUCAUCGCACCCUCCGAUCCGGGCGUCUCGGCGGGUGCCGGCCCCGCCCCCGGCAGGGUGCAGGAUAUCGGCGCCGCCCCUGCAGGCUCUGCCCCCGAGUCUUUUCCCGCCUUUUCCAUCCCGGUACCCAUCACCAUUCCUGUGUCCCCACCUGCCGCCUCACCUCCACCUGCCAGCUUCUUUCACCUCCCUCAGUACUCGCCAAUCUCCUCCUACGAGGAGGACAGGGACGUCCUGGAGGACGAAGAGGAGGAGGAGGAGCUAAUGGAGGAGGAAGAAGAACAGGACGAGGCGGAAGGAGAAGUGGGAAGGCAGGAGGAGGAGGAGGAGGAGGAGGAGGAAGAUGCAGCUUUGGAAUACCUUGAGAUCAGAGACGAUGAAGAUGAAGAUGAUGAUGACUGACGGAAGCUCGCCAGCAGGUGUGUUGACAUUAAAAUAACAAUAUAAUAAUAAUAAUAAUCUCUUCUGCUACUGUUUUACUGUCACCUUCAACUGUAAAAUACUUUCAUACGCAUGCGAACUCUUCAGUAUUACAAUACACGCCUCACCUGAUCCAGUACAAGAGCUCUCGAGUAUUUACUACAAAAUGCUUAAUUACUUCAAGAAGUAUUUGUUUGCCACAAGGUCGUGAGUUCAAACCCCGGCCGAGUCAUACCAAAGACUAUAAAAAUGGGACCCAUUACCUCCCUGCUUGGCACUCAGCAUCAAGGGUUGGAAUUGGGGGUUAAAUCACCAAAAUGAUUCCCGUGCGCGGCCACCGCUGCUGCUCACUGCUCCCCUCACCCCCCAGGGGGUGGAACAAGGGUGAUGGGUCAAAUGCAGAGAGUAAUAUCACCACACCUAGUGUGUUAUGUUAUUAUGUUUAUUUUAAGCUAGUGCCACGCCAACUGCUCGUGUUUUCCCCCCAGAGGACUGCAAUCUAUCUGUGGCAGGUCGUGGAAAUUGCACAAUUGGCCAUGACACUAAAUGUAGUCACUCGGUUGGCAACACCGCUCCUUCCCGCAACGUCUUCUUAUUCUCUGGCCUUGCAGGUGCUCUGUUGAAAGGCAGGCUUGCAGCCACAAGCUAGUCCCAUCAUAACGUGUUGCGAGCGAUGAAAUAAAAUAAGAGCGUGUGUAGGAAACACUUUCAAAUGUGUCUGAUAAUUGUGGAAUUGGUUAAAAGGUUGCCUACAGCCACGGCUGUUGUUGCUAAUGUUUUUUGUUUUUUUUUAACACUGGUAAUGAGUUAAUUUGCACUCAUUAAAAAGAGGCGUUAAUUGGUCUGCUGGGAUAGGCUCCACCUCGUCAGAUUAGUUAAUAUCAAAUAAUUUGUUAUGAUUACAUAUCAUUUAAUUUAUUUAAAUGUCCUAAUAUUUCAUGAGUUAAAUAUAUAAUCAUAGAUUCUGAUGGUGCUGUAGUAAUAUUGUGUAGCUAAGGUAGUCCAGCUCUUGUAUUGGAUCUUUAACGCGGAGGUUCGAUCAAACGUUGUUGUUUUAGUGCCGCGUCAUGACAACACAACAAGGGUCACAUGACCCGACUCGACGGACGCGUGUCGGAGUGAAAGCACUUGAUGUCAGAAUGCUGUUGACUCCGAAUAAACCUGUGGACUAAAAUCUUGGACAUUGAUGACCUCAUCAAUCAGGUUGGACGAGUCUUCAUUGGAGACCAACACUUUAGUGAGGAAGAAGAAGACGCCGCUCGAUGUAGGAACCGUCACCUCCGUCACUUCCUGAGUGAGUCCUCAUACUUUUGUUCCUCGAGCUCGAGGCUGAGGGACCUUUCCAGAAGAGAAAAAAAAAAAAAAAAGGAGAGAAGGUCUGCGGUCUUAACACUGAAAACGCGACUGCAGUCAUUUUAUUUAUGUUAUUACUGUAACCACGGCGAUUGGAAGUGUGUCCUGUGUCCUAAUAAGGUAUUACGUGUGUGUUUUAUCUUAAAGCCUUAAAGUGUCUUUUUUUCACCCCCCCCCCGGAGACAUUUUGAAGCCGACUGACUAAACUUUUUACGCCUCAUUGCUCCAUGUAAUUGGCACGCUCCCAUCAAAGAGAAGAACUAGGCUACAGUACACAUAAGUAUACAUAUAUACUAUAUAUGUAUAUAUAUAUACUUAAAUAUAUAUAUAUAGAGAGAAGAUGUUGUGAAAUAAGCACUUUGUACGGCCUUGUUUCUUUUUGUUGUCUUUGUUUCCCUCCCUGCUCCAACAUGAAGCCAAAUAAAAGUAGAACUUCUGCAAAUGGAAAAUUCCCAUUUUAAUAAUUGUGUGAAUGCUCCAAAGCAUUCACACAUACGGUUUUCUUUCAACUUCUUCUUCUUCUUCUUCAGAUUUUGGCGCGCUCUACUGUCCGCAUUUUUCACCCGAUUCAAACCGUUCCAACUUCAAACGGUUCAGCCUAUUCGGGAAUACCGGGCUUUCCCUUGACAAAUUCCAAAAAUUCCCAGAUUUCCCGGAAUUCCAGGUUUUCCAGGACAUUUUUCCCAGUCAAAAUGAAUUGGCCAUUUUUCAAACUUCCACCAUUUCCACAUUUUUCAACUGAUUCAAACCAUUCCAAAUUCAACGUAUUCCAGUCAUCCUGGACAGUCAAACUAUUAUUUUUCCAAGUUCAAAAAAAUUCCAGG
Molecule: messenger RNA, 13269 nt
Organism: Nerophis lumbriciformis (worm pipefish)
Lineage: Eukaryota; Metazoa; Chordata; Actinopteri; Syngnathiformes; Syngnathidae
Gene: nsd1b
Product: nuclear receptor binding SET domain protein 1b
Cellular component (GO): nucleus
Molecular function (GO): histone methyltransferase activity; protein binding
Source: RefSeq, a predicted model, not a curated record